Messenger RNA from Ictidomys tridecemlineatus (thirteen-lined ground squirrel), 2435 nucleotides. RefSeq names its product solute carrier family 17 member 9 (gene Slc17a9). Gene Ontology annotation, molecular function: transmembrane transporter activity. Gene Ontology annotation, biological process: transmembrane transport; ATP transport. Lineage: Eukaryota; Metazoa; Chordata; Mammalia; Rodentia; Sciuridae. The record is from RefSeq and is a predicted model, not a curated record. Gene Ontology annotation, cellular component: membrane.
UUCCUGUGGGACCUUAGGGAGGUCCCAGCCAACCUCCGUGGUCUUCGUUGGUGGGACCGGGACCCAAGCCCCAGGGCUACUGACAAACACCUCCUGGGAGGGCCAGACGGAAGUGCAGCGCGGCUGGGACUGACACGUGGACUUGGGCGGCGCUGCCUGGGAGGGAGGUGGAGGGCAGGGCACUGGGACACUGCUGUGCCCAUGUUGUCCUAGCGCCCAGCCUGAUGCAGCCACCCCCGGACGAGACCCGCAGAGAUGCAGCUGAAAACGCCCAGUGGUCCAGGCCUGAAUGCCAGGUGUGGACAGGGACACUGCUCUUGGGCACCUGCCUACUCUACUGCGCCCGCGUCACCAUGCCUGUCUGCACCGUUGCCAUGAGCCAGGACUUUGGCUGGAAUAAGAAGGAGGCCGGCAUUGUGCUUAGCAGUUUCUUCUGGGGCUACUGCCUGACGCAGGUCGUGGGUGGCCACCUCGGGGACCGCAUCGGAGGUGAGAAGGUCAUCCUGCUGUCUGCUUCCACCUGGGGCUCCAUCACCAUGGCCACCCCGCUGCUUGCCCACCUUGGCAGUGCCCACCUGGUCUCCAUGGUCUUCUCCCGUGUCCUCAUAGGCCUGCUCCAAGGUGUGUACUUCCCUGCCCUGACCAGCCUGCUGUCACAGAGAGUUCGAGAGAGCGAGAGAGCCUUCACCUACAGCACUGUGGGGGCCGGCUCCCAGUUUGGGACGCUGGUGACUGGGGUCGUGGGAUCCCUGCUCCUGGACUGGUGCGGCUGGCAGAGCGUCUUCUACUUCUCUGGUGGCCUCACCUUGCUUUGGGUGUGUUACGUGUACAGGUACCUGCUGAACGAGAAAGACCUCAUCCUGGCCCUGGGGGUCCUGGCACAAGGCCUGCCCGUGGCCAGGCCCUCCAAAGUGCCCUGGAGACAGCUCUUCAGGAGGCCUUCUGUCUGGGCGGCCAUCUGCUCCCAGCUCUCCUCAGCCUGCUCCUUCUUCAUCCUCCUCUCCUGGCUGCCCACCUUCUUCAAAGAGACCUUCCCCCAUUCCAAGGGCUGGGUCUUCAACGUGGUGCCCUGGUUGGUGGCGAUUCCUGCCAGUCUGUUCAGUGGGUUUCUCUCUGACCACCUCAUCAGUCAGGGUUACGGGACCAUCACGGUGCGCAAGUUGAUGCAGCACCUGCAGGUGAUGGGCCUCGGCCUGUCCAGCGUUUUUGCACUGUGUCUGGGUCACACCUCGAGCUUCCUGAAGGCUGUGGUCUUUGCGUCUGCCUCCAUUGGCCUCCAGACCUUCAACCACAGUGGCAUCUCCGUUAACAUCCAGGACCUGGCCCCAUCCUGUGCUGGAUUUCUGUUUGGUGAGGACUUUGCUGAGUCCAGCUUCGCUCCACCUGUCUCCUGGCCAGAGAGCCACUCCCAGGCAGGGGGGCAGCCAUGUGGCUCUUCUCUGAUGUCUUUUCUCUGGCCUGUUCCCAGGUGUGGCCAACACUGCAGGAGCCUUGGCAGGUGUGGUGGGCGUGUGCCUGGGCGGCUAUCUGAUCGAGGCCACAGGCUCCUGGGCGUGUGUGUUCAACCUGGUAGCAGUCAUCAGCAACUUGGGGCUGGGCACCUUCCUGGUGUUUGGACAGGCCCAGAGGGUGGACUUGAGCCCUGCCCAUGAGGACCUCUAGCUCCCCGACUCCACAGUCCCACCUGGAUGCUGGCAGUUUUCGGGGACAAGUGGACCUCGUCCUCAGUGGUAGGAGCCGAGGAGGAAGACCACAGCAGGGCACCCGGGAGGAAGCAGAGAAGCUGGGGAGGGGCUCAGGCACCCCACGGCCCUGGCCAGAACCGGGCUCACCUCUCUGAGCCUGUUUCCCUGCCUGCCUGUGGGCAUGACCCUGCCCUCCUCACAGGGUUAGAGUGAUCACUGCCUGUGGCUGGCGCCCUGAUGCUGGGCCACGGGCGCCCCACCUCCGUCCGCCUAGCCUCAUUCUCUGACAGCCGCUCUCAGGUGGAGCUGUGGACUGUGGCAUAUUCAGGAGGACCUGCUGCGUGCCAGAGCACCCUCCUGCCCCCUCCCCUCCAGUCAGGACAAUCAGCAGUGUCCACAGAGCACCCCAUGUUCCAGGAGCCCCUCUCCAUGUUUCUGCUUCUCCUGGCAGCCCGCUGUCACCCCAGAGGGCUGGAUGGGCAGUGUGCUAGAGAGGCCUGGCCCACCUCUGAGAGCCCCAGGGCCCCAGUUCCCUGAUCCUGUGGAUUUCGGUAGGACCGAUGUCUCCUGUGUAGGCACCUGUGUGCCCCUCAGGCCCUGCGGGGAUACCCCCUUGUCUUUCUACCUCCCUGUCAGCAGGGGGAGCUGGCGUUCUCAUGAAUCAGGAGUGGAUUCUGUAAGAAAAGAAGCCACAGAAAUGUGCAAAACCACACCAAGCCUUAUUUAAAGGACUGUUAAACGAUCUAAAAA